AUCACUUCCCAGCGCUGUCUCUAUCUGCCCAGAAGCUGCAGCUGCUCCCUGCCCCAGGCCAUCUCAGCCCUGAGGGGCUGCCCCCAGGAUGCAAGGAUCCAUGGCUGCUGUCUCGCUCCUCCCUCUCCUGCUCCUCACUGCCAUCCCCCUCACCCUCGGGUCCCAGGCGGCAGUGACAUCCUCCUCAGGCCUAAUACACAAGCCAGAAAAAGGAGCUGAACUGAGCCUUUCACCCAAGUCUCCACUCUCAAACAUGUCAGCACCUUCUGAGCGGCAAGAGACUCAGUACAAAAGCCAGCUCACCCCAAGGAUUGCACUGUCAGGUGAGGAAUCCAAGAGGAAUCCAGAAAGAAGAGUUCAACUCAGCCAUAUACCCAAGUCUCCACUCUCAAACAUACCAGCACCUUCUAAGAUACAGGAGUUGUAUACAUUCACACAGCCAGGUGAGGAAUCUGAGAGGGGAUUCAAGAGGACAUGGAGGGCAUCAAGCCAGCAUAAGCAAGGAGGCCCCUACCAACCCACCGACUGCUGCUUGAAGUUCGCUACCCGUGUCCUCCCACUGCGACUAAUUGACAGUUACUACAAGACCAGCAGCCAGUGCUCCAGGCCUGGAAUCAUCUUCAUCACCAAAAGAGGCUAUUUGAUCUGUGCCAAUCCCAGUGACAGAUGGGUCCAGAAUCACAUCAAGAACCUCCAGGAGUAAGCAGGUUUUGGCAGAAAUCCCUCCAGAUUUAAUUGUUAAAAUUUCGAAAUUUCAAAAUCGCGCAGCCACUACUGCAGCCCAUGACAUCAUAUGUUAUUUAUAACUAGCAAUAGAAAACAAAUUGUUUACUGUUGCCUUUUCAGCAGAUAUGAGUGUUGGGGUAAAAUCCCAAAUAAUAAUGGUGGGUCUGGCUUCAAAAUAUUGAAUGUAAUCAAAGUAGGGAGAGAGUAAUAUGGAAAUCAUCUGCCCCACAGGUAGGGGGGAGGUAUGGGAUGGGGCUAUACUGGGGUUUUUGGUGGUGGAGAAUGGGCACUGCUCAAGGUAUGGGUGUUUCAUUGUAUGACCAAGACUUAAACCUGAAAGCUUUGUAACUGCUCUCACGGUGAUUCAAUAAAUAAAAUUAU
Molecule: messenger RNA, 1107 nt
Organism: Sorex fumeus (smoky shrew)
Lineage: Eukaryota; Metazoa; Chordata; Mammalia; Eulipotyphla; Soricidae
Product: C-C motif chemokine 3-like
Exons: 4
Coding region: 89-703 (204 amino acids)
Biological process (GO): positive regulation of ERK1 and ERK2 cascade; chemokine-mediated signaling pathway; lymphocyte chemotaxis
Cellular component (GO): extracellular region
Molecular function (GO): chemokine activity; CCR chemokine receptor binding
Source: RefSeq, a predicted model, not a curated record